CCUCGGCCGGGCGGCGGCAGUCCCCUCUGGUGCAUGUGUCAAGUUGAAGAAGUAAACCGGGAGAUUAGAAAGUAAUGUUGUAGGUCAUCUCAGAGUUCACCUCCACUCCGCUUUCAGGGAAGGAGGGCGCCCAGCCGGACCCGGCGCGGCUGCCAUCGCGCACCCGGGCUGGCGCGCCCCGCGAGCCGCCGCUCCUGCGCCUCGGGGCCUUCCCCGGCCGUGGGAAAGGGAAGGGCGCCGGGCCGAGCCUCGGGCCCUGCGACCCCUCCGCGGCGCGGCGGGGCGGCGGGGGCCUCCGGCCGGGGCUCCGUGGAGGGAAUCCCGGCCCACACGUGGCUGGGAGCCAGAGGGGUGCUCGGCCCAGCCCAGACGCCUUCCAGGGCUCCGGCUGCAAUUCGCACCGAGACCUCCCUGAAAUGCGGCGCGGCUCCCUAACCUACCGUAACUCGCAAGAGGAGCCUGUAGCCUCGGCUUCUAGGAAGUGCACUCUCGGCCUUACGUUUCUGUUGAAAUGACUAGACAGUUCUUUGUGACCGCGUACUUUCAGAAAAGUCACCACUGCACAUCCCGAAAUUGAGAAGGAAAAACAAAAGCACAAUAUUUAUUACACUAAGGACUGAGAAAACGGGACAUGGGGUUCGCUCGAAUCAGCUUUAAAACGAAGCAGGCACAACUCUUGAUUCCAAAAGUGGAGAGAGCACGAUGAAGAAUUGUAGAUGGGUUCUGUGUUAAACCACAAGAGAACUCCUACUUUUAAAGCUUCAAUACUCCCAACGGGUUGGCGCGACGGACUUCAACGCGGAACCCAGAGGUAGCGGGUGCAGUCUUCCUGCCGGAAAUAGGGACAGUGGCAGCCUUCCCGACUACGCACGCGCAAUACCGCUUACCCAGGAUGGAAGCGGUGGGUAUUUUCUGUGUAGUAGCGGCAGUCCUUGCCUUGGGAUUCUGGGUUUGGGAUUCCCCGUUACGAAUGAAGAGCCAGAAGCAAGCACGCUUGCUGGGCGCUGGAGGCCGAAGUCUGCUGGUGAUCGCGCACCCUGAUGAUGAAGCCAUGUUCUUUGCUCCCACAGUGCUAGGCUUGGCCCGCCUAAGGCACCAUGUCUCCCUGCUUUGCUUCUCUACAGGAAAUUACUACAAUCAAGGAGAGAUUCGUAAGAAAGAACUUUUGCAGAGCUGUGAUGUUUUGGGGAUUCCAUCCUCCAGUGUAAUGAUUAUUGACAACAGGGAUUUCCCAGAUGACCCGGGAGUGCAGUGGGACACAGAGCGAGUGGCCAGCGUUCUCCUCCGGCACAUAGAAGCAAAUGGCAUCAACCUGGUGGUGACAUUUGAUGCAGGGGGAGUCAGUGGCCACCGCAACCAUCAAGCUCUGUAUUUGGCUGUGAGGGCCCUGCACUCAGAAGGCAAGUUCCCGAAAGGGUGUGCCGUGCUCACGCUUCAGUCUGUGAAUGUGCUGCGCAAGUACCUUUCUCUCCUGGACCUGCCCCUGUGCCUGCUCCACACCCAGGAUGUCCUCUUCGUACUCACCGGUGAAGAAGUGGCACAGGCCAAGAGAGCCAUGUCCUGCCACCACAGCCAGCUUCUCUGGUUCCGCCGCCUCUAUGUUCUCUUCUCCCGGUACAUGAGAAUCAACUCACUGCACUUCCUCCAAAGCCUUGAAGAACUUUCAGAUCCAAGGAACAAAGGGGGAAGAUAGGUCAGAAAUACAGGAGACCUGGCCUGGAGUAGCCUUUGCAAAAGGGAGCCCAUGCCGGCCAGGGGCUGUCCAGACUUGCUCCCCUGGGAUAAAACCCAAAGAACCCAAACCAAAACAACCUGAGGAUAAUAAUAGCUAGCCUGAUAGCUUCUCAAGUUCUUCUGAAAAAUGAUUUGCACGGUGACAGCAUUGUGUAUGUAAAAUCUGUCAGAGCCUGGGCUGGUCAUUGUUAUUACAAACGAACGUAAAAGUGCUCUGAAAACACUUCACAGACAUAAACACACACACACUAUAUGGAAUUAGUUCCACCACAGUUCCUUUGACUUUUCUUUGUUGCCUAUUUAUCAGAAUUUGUAUCUGAAGAAAACAUUCGUUUGACUGGCAGUCACUGACUGGAGUGUCCACAUGUGAUCAUUGCCAAGGGUGCUAUUUCAUACAGAGAUGGUUGUGUGGACCUGCCUCAGAGAGCUUGUGGUUGAAUUUCUGAGCUCUCAGCUCUCAAUCUUUUGGGUAAAGUAAGAAAUAGGAAGUGAAAUCUGGAAUUUUUUUUUUUUUUGUAGAGACAGAGUCUCACUGUACCGCCCUCGGGUAGAGUGCCGUGGCGUCACACGGCUCACAGCAACCUCUAACUCUUGGGCUUAUGUGAUUCUCUUGCCUCAGCCUCCCGAGCAGCUGGGACUACACACGCCCGCCACAACGCCCGGCUAUUUUUUUGUUGCAGUUUGGCCGGGGCUGGGUUUGAACCCGCCACCCUCGGCAUAUGGGGCCGGCGCCCUACUCACUGAGCCACAGGCACCGCCACUGGAAUUUUUUUUAAUGUUCAAGAACCUGAUGCCUUAUAGUGCUGCAUGUUGGGCAUGGUAGCUCAUACCUAUAUUUCCAGCAACUCAGAAGGCUUAGAAUUGCUUUAGGCCAAGAGUUUGAGAACAGCCUAAGCAACUUAGUGAGACUACCAUCUCUUAAGAAGAUGAAAAAAAUCACCCAGGUAUGGUGGCUCAUGCCUGUAGUCCCAGCUACUUGGGAGGCUGAGGUGGGAGAAUCACUUGAACCCAGGAAUUCGAGGCUAUAGGGAGUGAUGAUAACACCAGUGCACUCCAGCCUGCAUGAAAGAGCAAGAUCUUAUCUCAAAAAAUUUCUUUUCCUACAAACUAAAGAUCUCUGAAAGAUCUGGCUUGCAAAUGACUUUCCGAGUCCAGUUAAUGGUCCAGGGAAGUGGCCUAUGGAAGGGAUGCUUAGCAUGAAGAGCACAGGUUGGUUUGUUGUUUGAAGCCAGAAGAACCAGCAGGGUAAUCAUAGGCACGGCGCUGAACCUUUCUCUGCCUCAGUUCUCUCAUCUUCAGCAUAGGGAGUAAUGAUAGUCUCAAUCUUAGAGUUUGGAACUAGAAUGAUUCAGGAAGGUGACCAAGAGCACAGGUGUGCACUGCCUCCAGUGAGAACUCCCUCUGUCAGAGGAAGCCCUGAACUGCGCUCUCCACAGCAGCCAUUACAGAUCUGCUUGUUCAGCCUCUUCUCCCAAACUUGCUCUGCUUUGCUCCCUGUCACCAUUAUCUUGAAUGCCUCCUAGGAGCCAGGUGAGACUGACCGAACUAUUCCUGAAGCCGGAAUCAAAAAUGCAGAUCUGAUUGUUAAUCUCUCUACUUAAAAUUUGUCAACAGAAGGGCUGGGCACAGUGGCUCACACCUGUGAUCCCAGCACUAUGGGAGGCCGAGGCAGGUGGAUUGCCUGAGCUCACAGGUUUGAGACCCACCUGAGUCAGAGUGAGACCCUACCCCUAAAAAUAGCCAGGAGGUGUGCUGGGCACAGGUAGUCCCAGCCACCUACGUGGGAGGCUGAGGCAAGAGUAUCACUUAAGCCCUGGAGUUUGAGGUUGCUGUGAGCUAUGACACCACGUCACUCUACCAAGGGUGACAAAGUAAGACUCUGUCUCAAAAAAAAAAAAAAAAAAAAAAAUUUGUCAGCAGCUCCUAUAGCCUUCAUAAAGUGCAACCAGAAGCAAGUCACAAACACUGGCUAGAGAGUAGUGGGAUAGGCUGACUUCUGACCUGCUACUGUGAAGACUAACAUUGACCCUGCCUUUCUGGACAGCAGUUUUCUCCUGACCUAAGGAAUAUUUAGAAAGUCAAAAUGAAUACAUGGAGAUCAUCAGAGUAUUACUUACAAUAGCAAAACUGGAAAAAUCUAGUGAUGGGAUUAUAUUUUGAAACAAGGAAGGCCAGGCGAUGUGGCUCACGCCUCUAAUCCCAGAACUCUGGGAGGCCGAGGCAGGUAGAUUGCCUGAGUUCAUGAGUUAAAGACUAGCCUGAGCUAGAGUGAGACCCUGUCUCUAAAAAUAGCUGGGCAUUGUGGCCGGUGCCUGUAGUCCCAGUUACUUGGGAGGCUGAGGCAAGAGAAUUACUUGAGCCCAAGAGUUUGAGAUUGCCAUGAGCUGUGACACCACUGCACUCUACCCAGGGCAACUAAGUGAGACACUGUCUGAAAAAAAAAAGAAAAGAGAAAGGAAGGGAAGGGAAGGGAGAAAAGAGAAGAAAAAUAAGGAAAUACAUUUCCAAGGCAUAUUGUUAAGUGAUAAAAAGAUUUAGGACAGUCUUAGUGAGCAAGUUGUACCUCUGCACCACACACUUGUGUAGACAUGGGAGGUAUCUCUAGAAACAGAGCUUGCCUCUGAGGAAGACUUGGGUGAGAGGAGAGGAAUGGAUAUCUUUUGUCCUUCUGAAUUUUUGUACCAUGACUAUACAGUAACUGUUCAAAAGUAUUUUUACAUCUUUGAUGUUAGAAAGAUGUAUGGAAUUAUCAAUAGUUGCUCCUGGGUGGAAAUGUGAGACUUAUUUUCUGCCUCUUUGUUAUUGUUUUACUGUAUAUUCCAACUUUUUAAAAAGGUAAAUUAAUUAAAAGAUUAAUUAAUAAAUUAAUUAAAAAUAAA
Molecule: messenger RNA, 4613 nt
Organism: Nycticebus coucang (slow loris)
Lineage: Eukaryota; Metazoa; Chordata; Mammalia; Primates; Lorisidae
Gene: PIGL
Product: phosphatidylinositol glycan anchor biosynthesis class L
Exons: 7
Coding region: 893-1693 (266 amino acids)
Biological process (GO): GPI anchor biosynthetic process
Cellular component (GO): endoplasmic reticulum
Molecular function (GO): N-acetylglucosaminylphosphatidylinositol deacetylase activity
Source: RefSeq, a predicted model, not a curated record